AGGGAGUAAAAGUACGAGAAAAUGGCGUGUGUCGUAAAUUUAGGAGAAUAUGCACUAAAAAAGUGUCAACAGUGGUGUUGAAUACAUAGGAAUUUAAGUUAUUUAAUGAAAAAUACAUCCUUACAAUAUGCAGGGUCAAGAAGGCCUCUCCGGGUCUUCCGACCACAGACUGGCGUUAAUUCACGAAAUGAGUGCACAUAACUUUGAUUUGAUCAGGUUUGCUUCUUAUAGAACUGCUACCAAGUUGAGAUUUAUACAGAAGAAAGUCAGCUUACAUGCCGUAGACAUCUGGAAUGUCAUAGAAGCCUUCAGGGAACAAGGCUUGCAUGCAUUGGAACCUUCACAGGAACUAAGCGUGGCCAGAUUGGAAACGCUGCUUUGUUCUUUAUACCACAGCUUGAAUAAGAGGGCGCCACCAACACAACAAGCACAUGUUGAUGUUUGUGUUAGUUUGCUGUUGAACUGGAUACUGGCUGCAUAUGCUACAGUUGAUAAUGUCGGAAAGAUCAGAGUGUUUUCAAUUAAAGUAGCUCUUGCUACCUUAUGUGCUGGCAAACUUAUGGACAAGCUGCGUUACAUAUUCUCGCAAAUAUCCGAUAGCAACGGCUUGUUAUUACAAUGGAGAUUUAAUGAAUACCUACAAGAAGUUCUGGCUCUUCCGGCAGCAGUUUAUGAAUCUCCGACUUUUAAUUAUACCGACUCACUUGCCAAUUCAAUUUUUAGUCCGAAUGCAAAGAUCACCGUCAAUGACUUUUUGGAUACUAUGAUGUCUGAUCCUGGUCCGCCAGCAUUAGUUUGGUUACCACUGUUACAUCGUCUAGCUAAUGUUGAAAAUGUUAUUCAUCCGGUCCAAUGUGAUGCUUGUCAAAGAGAAAACUUCACCGGGUUUCGUUAUAGAUGUCAGAAAUGUCCGCAUUAUACGCUUUGCCAAGACUGUUUUUGGAGAGGUAGAGUCUCAGCACCCCACAUACUUGAACAUCAAGUGAAAGAAUACGCUUCCUUUUCGCCCAGUAAAACAAUUGGACAGUCCUUAAGAAAAUCCUUUCGAUGUGUUCCUGAUAAACAGAAAAAUAAUUUACCAAGGUUUCCGGAGCAACCCGAGAAAACGCUAAAUCUCUCUCAUAUAGUUCCUCCUUCUCCAAUUCCUUCACACAACGGUUUUCCAGAUGGCAAUUUUGCAGCUUUUGAUGGCAUGGGAAGUUUGGAUAGCAGAUCGACGGCAAGAAGUUUGGACAGUGCCCGAGACGACGAGCACCGUUUGAUAGCGAGAUACGCCGCGAAACUAGCCGAAGAGGCACGAUCUGGAAUGCCUCGAGGCGGUUAUAGAAAACACUCACUGUCACCUGAUGCGGGGCGGGUUCCUUCCGAAGCUUGUCUGGGAAUGGAUUCUACGAGAGCUCAGAGGGAACUUAUCAACCAACUUGAAGCAAAAAAUAGAGAAAUUAUGAGAGAAAUUGCUAGACUGAGGCGACAACAAGAAUUAGAAUCUAGCGGCCAUGGUGCCGAUAAUCCAGUAUUAAUGAACGAACUGAGAGCUUUAAGAAUGAGGAAAGACGAACUAGAGACCCAUCUGACAACGUUGCAGGAUUCAAGAAGACAGCUGAUGAUGCAGUUAGAGGGACUUAUGAAAAUGUUAAAAAAUCAUCAAUCAUCUCCACGCAGCACUCCAAACUCUUCGCCGCGCAGUACAAAAUCCCCACCUCUUCCCCCGGGCGUUCAACCUUCGACUCAGGCAAAUCCCCGUAGCGCUCCACAAACCCCGAUGGGUAUGCCGCCGUCUACCAAUGCUUCGAUGUCAAAUUCCAUUCCACCGGUUAGCCAGGGAGAGCGAGAAAGGGAUAGGGUGCAGCAUAUACCGCAUCCGCAAAGUGCUCAACACAUACCACAUUCCCAAGCCAUGAUUUUGGGCAGCAGGGAGCAAAUGAAUAAUAUGUCGCAGGAAAGAGGGUACAAUACAGAUUCAUUGGUUGGAGUGGGUGGUGAUGUGAGGAGUGCUUUUGGUGGUUCUUCUAAUAUUAAUUUAGGUAAUGGUAACGGAACUCCAGGUUCAGUGGGGCGUUCCUUGCGAAACGAUUUGUUGGUGGCAGCUGAUUCCGUGACUAAUGCCAUGUCGACUUUAGUAAGAGAAUUGAAUUCAGGUACUGACUAAAAAAAUCUCAUUAUUACAAAACGCUUGUUGACCAUACGCUAUUUUAGUUUUGUGUUGAUUACUUCUAAUUUUUUUUUAUUUUUAUAUUAUUUUUGUAUAAAUUAUAUAUUUUUAAUUUGUUAUAAGGUGUUUUCCUAAAUAUAGAAUUAGAAACUUCUAAUAUUAAAAAUGAAUCCUCUUUUAUAAUUUUUUUUAUAUACAUCGUUGCUCGUAGAAUUUAAAGAAUUCGAUUUAGUUGGUGCUCCACCGAUUAUAUAGGUUAUCUUGUCUUACAAUUAUUCGUUUUUAAGGCAGAAUCUUUAGUUUUAUUAAUAUAUUUUGUUGUUGUGUUUAGAGGCUCUUUACUGAUUAGAUUUUUAUCAAUAUUCCCCUUUCUAUUUGAAUUUGCUCUACUUUCUUUAAAUAUUAUAAUACAUCAGUUAAAUUAGGAUUCAAUCUGAAACUAGUUGCAUCCCGAGAACUCACCUUCUCGUUUCGGUGGUUGUAGAAAUCGAAGAUAUGUUAAUCCAGAA
This is a messenger RNA of Diabrotica balteata, 2661 nucleotides long. The record is from the annotation of a GenBank genome assembly. Lineage: Eukaryota; Metazoa; Arthropoda; Insecta; Coleoptera; Chrysomelidae.